This is a messenger RNA of Salvia miltiorrhiza (redroot sage), 1491 nucleotides long. Its product is annotated as putative late blight resistance protein homolog R1C-3. The record is from RefSeq and is a predicted model, not a curated record. Bases 1 to 1491 code for a protein of 496 amino acids. Lineage: Eukaryota; Viridiplantae; Streptophyta; Magnoliopsida; Lamiales; Lamiaceae. The transcript has a single exon. Gene Ontology annotation, molecular function: alpha-tubulin binding. Gene Ontology annotation, biological process: protein folding.
AUGGGGAUUUUCCGGGAGGACCGUGAGAUUCGUGCAUCACGAAUCAUCAAACUUUGGGUUGCUGAAGGAUUUAUCAAGCCGAAGAGAGCCCAAAUGUUAGAAGAGAUUGCAGAGGGGUACUUGAAUGACUUAGUUGACAGGAAUCUUGUUCUUGUUGGCAGAUAUCGAUAUAAUGGGAAGAUUAGGUCUUGUCGACUUCACGAUCUGAUAAGAGAUCUGUGCUUGAAAGUCUCUGAGAAAGGCAGGUUCUUCUAUGCCAAGAGGGCACUCGACAACAUGAGUAAGGAGCGUCGGUUCAUAUGUCAUGACUUCAUCAAGAGUGAAGAUGUUCAUGAGAUGUCUGAUGCUCUGAUGUCAGCGCAGCUUCUUCGUUCUCUGGUGUGCAGAGGGUCGAAGCUGCCGGUUGUGUUUAAGUUGUUGAGGGUUUUGACUAUGGCUAGCGACUGUUCCGCGGAGGAUAUAAUUCAGAACUUGAACCUGCGGUGCCUUACUUUCCAACCGUACUUCCGCAUCUUGGUAAGGCUUCCUUCUUCAAUAUCCUUCAUUUGGAACCUACAAACAUUGUCAAUUCAUGCGAGACUUGUCGUUGCACCAAUUGAAAUUUGGAGCUUGUCACAACUUAGGCAUGUGGAGUGCUCACGGAUUUAUCUUCCCCAUCCUCCUCCUUCUCCAAAUGACUCUGUUGUCAUGGGAAACUUACAGACACUGAUAAAAGCAGUAAAUUUGAGGUUGAGUGAGGAGGUGUGUAAGAGAAUUCCCAACACCAACAAAUUGCAUCUAAUCUACGAAGAUGAGUUGGAGGGAUAUGAUGAUUGCUUGUUCGACCAUCUCCACAAUCUUGGCAGCCUACAUGAACUUCAAUCACUAAAGCUAGUAGUUUCCACCUUUCCUAACCAAUCCUCAUGCAAUGCAGAUCGGCUCAAGUGUGCAUUUCCGGUAUCUCUGAAGAAGCUGUUACUGGCACACUGCAGUCUUGACUGGAAUGAUGUAACAAUCAUCGGUUCUUUGCCCCAAUUAGAAGCUCUCGAGUUAGUUUAUUCCGUCAAGGGACAGAGGUGGAGUCCGGUUAACGGGGAGUUUCGCCGCCUUAGAUUCUUGAGCAUUAUCAAAUGUGAUCUGAGAUGUUGGGAUGCAGACAGCUCCCAUUUCCCAGUUUUGAAGAAGCUUAGACUUGAAGGAUUGAAGCACCUGGAAGCGAUCCCUUUGGAUAUUGGAGAAAUUCCGACGCUUGAAAUGAUCAGCGUGGUUAGAUGCAGCGAGUCUGCUGAGAUUUCGGCGAUGAAAAUAAAGGAAGAAGAAGAGAGUCUAGGAAAUGAGGGCCUUCAAUUCCAAAUAUCAUCAAGGAAACAUAUCCCGAAGACACAUACCGCCGCCAAGAGAGACUAUGAAGAACACCAAAUGACAUCAGAAACAUUAAGGCGCUGGACUGAGGCAGCCAAGAUGGUUAUUUACAAAACGUUGCCAGGGUCAACAGAUUAUCUCCCAAAUUGA